Glycine soja is the source of this 1257-nucleotide messenger RNA. RefSeq names its product protein MAIN-LIKE 1-like. Gene Ontology annotation, biological process: meristem development; meristem maintenance. NCBI's taxonomy places the organism in Eukaryota, Viridiplantae, Streptophyta, Magnoliopsida, Fabales, Fabaceae. The coding region runs from base 1 to 1257 and encodes 418 amino acids. The transcript has 4 exons. The record is from RefSeq and is a predicted model, not a curated record.
AUGGUUAGGACCAGAGGAUUAGGUCGUUCCUUAGGUCACGUUACUGGCAAGGGUGUGGGCCGAGGAGAUCGUGAUGAUUCUGAUGAUGCUCCGCAGUGUCAACGGCCUACCGCAUCCGCACGGAGGCAGCGAGUACUUGUGACUGCAGCUCACGAUGAGCCAGUGGUCCCUGCGCUAGAUGUAGAGGCUGACGUAUUUCCGGAUGACCCGAUGGCACCAGCUGAUGUAGAGGACACUGGGGCAAACAUUCCUACAGACACAGGCGCGCAGACUGCUGAGGAUGAGCAUGAGGGAUUUUCGGGUGGUCCAAGCGACCCAUCCGUGCUGACCCAGUAUGCGGAUCACGUUGCUUGCAGCGUAUGGAAGGGAGAGGAGCGUCCUGAGUUGAAGUUAUCCUCUCACGGGAAGAAGGUCCAUAGUUUAGGCAUGCCUGUCCCUGCCAUUGAGGGACUAGUUGCUGGGACAGGACUAAGUCCUCUGAUCGCGUGUUCGGUAGACACUGGCGAUCGGGGACUUUUGUCCUCGUUUGUCGAGAAGUGGCACCGGGAGACGUCUAGUUUCCAUCUCCCUGUGGGAAAGCUGACGAUCAUGCUGGAAGACGUCUCCUCGCUUUUGCAUCUGCCCGUGGUUGGCGACUUGCACGCGUUUCAGCCCUUGCACGUGGAUGAUGCAGUUCAGAUGCUGGUGGACUUAUUGAUGGUCUCUACAGAGGCUGCCAGGACUGAGACAGGGCAGUGUCGUGGACCGUACGUAUGCCUGCAAUGGGUACGUGAUAUCUACGAGCGCCGAUGCCAAGCAGGUCAUUGGACAGUUGAGGCUCACGCAUAUCUUUCUCAUCUUCUAGGUUGCACUCAUUUUGCUAACAAGAGUGCAACCAAUGUGCAUGUUGUGUAUUUGGAGGCCCUUCGUGACCUCAGUCAGACCGGGAUGUACGCUUGGGGAGUCACUGCUCUGGUGCAUAUGUACAACCAGCUGAACGAUGCCUCUAUCAGCAACAGUCGACAGCUUGACGGUUACAUCACACUGCUGCAGUGCUGGAUAUAUGGGCACUUUCCCUCAAUCGUGGAGUCCACUGCUGAUCAGGACUACGAUGAGGAUUCACCGUGUGCCUGUAGGUGGAUUGCGACGAAGAAGACCGUGAAAAACAUACUUACAUCGGUGUACAGGGAGUGCUUGGACCGACUCCGGAUUUCGGAUGGGCUUGUUGCUGUUUAUUACCGAACAAAGAGGGUUAUGCGGCAGUUUGGAUACACCUAG